AUGGCCCACCUCAGGCAUCCCGAUGCCUCCGAAACCGACAUACCGGGCCUGGGGCUGUCUUCGGCGCUCCAGAAGCAAGAUCAAACGCCCUCACGAGAUGCGACGGUUAUGCAUCCUUCGGGGAAACAAAGCCAUGGCCGUCUUGCUCAAGUGUUGCGAGUGCUGGCCUUUUUCGUCUACUUUUUUAUCUGCUGUGUCGGAAUCGUCAUUUCGCAGACCGUCGGCGCGCCACUCUACUUUAUCAAGCGGGACUGGUUCUACCCAUACAUGGCCAUGACGAAGCGCUCAUUUGCCCUGACGACGACAGUCAUGACCCAGAUCUGGGGACCCACGACGAUCCGCAUCAGUGGCGACGAGUCUGUAGCGGGACAAAUUAGGAUGACCAAGGGCGGAGGCGUUGAAUUCAGGUUUCCCGAGCGCUUGGUGCUGGUAGCUAAUCAUCAAAUUUAUACGGACUGGCUGUACCUCUGGUGGAUUGGCUAUGCCAACCGCCCCGGCAUGCACGGGCACCUGUACAUCAUCCUCAAGGAGUCGCUCAAGUACAUCCCCUUUAUCGGGCCCGGCAUGAUGUUCUACGGCUUCAUCUUCAUGUCGAGAAAGAUGGCGACGGAUCAGCCGCGGCUGGCCCACCGGCUCAACAAGCUCAACCAGAAGAAGACGGACCCCCGGGGCCGUACAUAUCUAGAUCCCAUGUGGCUACUCUUGUUUCCCGAAGGCACGAAUCUGUCGACAAACGGCCGCACCAAGUCGGCGCAGUGGGCCAAGAAGAAUGGGCUCAAGGACCCGGAGCAUGUGAUGCUCCCGCGGAGCACGGGCACCUUUUUUUGUCUCAACGAGCUCAAAGGCACCGUUGAAUACGUCUACGACUGCACGGUGGCGUACGAGGGAGUCCCGCGUGGCAAGUACGGAGAGCAGUUCUUUGGCUUGGGCAGCACGUACUUUCAGGGGCGGCCACCCAAAUCCGUCAACCUGUACUGGCGGCGGUUCCGCCUCGCCGACAUGCCGCUGGACGAUGCCAAGAAGUUCGACUCGUGGCUGCGGGAGCAGUGGUACAAAAAGGACGAGCUCAUGGAGGAGUACCUCACCACCGGGCGGUUCCCGGCCAUGGCGGGCUCAGACACGGACUACGUCGAGACGGCGGUGCGGACGCGGUAUCCGUGGGAGAUUCUGCAGGUGUUUACCAUGACGGGGAUCGUGUUUCUCAUUUGGUACAACGUGAAGAAGCUUGUGCAUGCUUUCAGCUCAUCUGGAUAG
Messenger RNA from Hirsutella rhossiliensis, 1254 nucleotides. RefSeq names its product acyltransferase domain-containing protein. Gene Ontology annotation, molecular function: acyltransferase activity. The record is from RefSeq and is a predicted model, not a curated record. Gene Ontology annotation, cellular component: endomembrane system. The transcript is spliced from 4 exons. Lineage: Eukaryota; Fungi; Ascomycota; Sordariomycetes; Hypocreales; Ophiocordycipitaceae. The coding region runs from base 1 to 1254 and encodes 417 amino acids.